CGCCACGGAGGAACGCGCAUGCGCGCAGCAGUCGGUCUCGACGACAGGGUUGCGACGCCAGAAGGCAAGGAGGGCCAUUUCGCCACGCGUUUCCGUACCCUGCAUUAUACAUUGCAGCCGAGUGCACGUGACAGCGGAACAAGCGCAGUCGAUAUGCAUCCGUUGCUGCGGAAUCGGCGUUAGAUGUAUGGAACGGCUGUCGCCGACGAUAACGAAGCACUGGCCGCGUUGCGAAAGUGAAGGUUCCCCAUUCUACGCGACAGUGCGUGCAGGGCUCCCUUUAGCUCUCGUUGACGCUGAUCUGGGCAAAGUGUCGGACACCACCCAGCAGCGAAAGGCUCGGUAAAAGAAGCCACCACGCUCUUGUGCGAGCCUAGGAUUCGUACCCGAAGACGCCGCCAUGCCGGAUCACGGACAGGGAGGGGUGCACCGUUUUCGCGACCACGUCGUCUCCGGCGUCAACUGGCGACCAACGCGGCUCGUCGACGAGGUUCCCAGUUCAAGCGUGUGCGGCCUCUGCCGCAUGAUCCCCAAACGGAUGGUGGUGUUGCCGUGCGGUCACGCUCUCUGCCAAUCUUGUCACGCAGGCAGUCUCGAGGGGGCUGCUGGGCAGUGCCCGUUGGAUCGAGAGCCAUUCGAAGAAUCGGAGUGCGUCGGUUAUGAAUUCCUUACCGGAACAGCGAACACCGUGAAGGUGUACUGCUGGAACGAAGCUCACGGCUGCGAGUACACGGGCACCAUGGACCGCAUGCUGGAGCACUUCGAGAAUGAGUGCACAUUUCACACCGUGGAAUGUUUGCGAUGCGGCGAGGGAGUCCAGCACAAAGACCUGCCAACGCACUACGCGGCCGGAUGCAGUGCCGGUGCUUCUGCCGCGAUCACGGAGUCCUCGGAGCAUACAGCACCGACCCUUGCAUAUGUGAACGCUGCCCUUGAAGAUGUGAAGGCAAUGUUGGGAUGCCUCAACGAUGACCAGAUGCUGCCAGUGAUUCAGAGUCAGUUGAAUGAGCUUAAAGAAGAAGUCAGAAACCAGGGAGCUAGGUUCACUCGCGAGCUCGGAGCAUGCGAGCAGAAUUUAAAGGCCGAGAUGGAACAAAUCACCGUCACGAUUUCCUCGACCGUGUCGCACCAGCGGACAUCUCAGCAAAAUCCAUUGGAGCAAGCCAGCACGUCGAGGUCGCUGUCGUUGCGCUCGGAACAAGAUGAGAUACGUCGAAAGUUUGAACACUUAGCCCACCUGGAACACUCGCGGCAAACUUGCCCGAAGCCUGAUUCCAGCCGUGUCAUUGCUCAUUGUGAGCCUUGGUACGGUGACGUUCGGCAUUUGAGCAGUGCGCUGUCGAUACCCGAUUUCAUAAAAAAAAUUGGGCGCGUGACAUAUCUGCUGACAGUAGAAAACUUUGAGGAAAUCAUUCAGUGCCAGGAAGCCUUCAAACAGUUUGAGGAGAUUACGGUGCGGCACAUGGAGGACACGUACUUUGCCAUUGCCGUGUGGAAGUACGGCGCUACUUCUACAUCCUCCCUUGCUCUCCAGAUCAAGUUUAACGGGACGCUGGUGGACUCUACGUGUUGGCCGCCUUUCUGGAGCGUGCGCGCGGUGCAUUCAGGAACAUCCGAUGAUCGUUUGCUGACUCCCGCUGCCAGCAAUUGUUUCUGCAACCGCGAUGACCCCUCACUGCUACACUUCCACCUCGAAUUUCGUAUAUCCAUUGCCUCGCUGAAAAAUGACGGUUACCUCCGAGACGGAAACGUAGACUUCCAAAUCGACCUCUUCCAUACAGAUUCGUACGGUGGGAUCAGAGGAGCCCCCUAACCUUCGUCAUCGCGCAAUGUGUACUGCACUGGAAAAUCCUCCUUGCCGCUUCCCAAUAUGUCACAGGAGCUUAACGAAUUUUCGAUCUUCUUUCUAGUAAAUAAAGUGAGCUCUGCGACAUCUGUUUUUUGGAAAUUUGCUAUCCCUAGUAACUGUCAACCUAUUCUGUUCUGACUUUACUGGCCGUUCGUUUUGUUUAUUUCUUGUGCUAAUACAGUUCUUGUUGCGAAA
Messenger RNA from Dermacentor andersoni, 2044 nucleotides. RefSeq lists its product as uncharacterized. NCBI's taxonomy places the organism in Eukaryota, Metazoa, Arthropoda, Arachnida, Ixodida, Ixodidae. The record is from RefSeq and is a predicted model, not a curated record. Gene Ontology annotation, cellular component: plasma membrane signaling receptor complex; cytoplasmic side of plasma membrane. Gene Ontology annotation, biological process: regulation of canonical NF-kappaB signal transduction. Gene Ontology annotation, molecular function: tumor necrosis factor receptor binding.